Molecule: messenger RNA, 1371 nt
Organism: Chironomus riparius
Lineage: Eukaryota; Metazoa; Arthropoda; Insecta; Diptera; Chironomidae
Source: the annotation of a GenBank genome assembly
AUUUUGGCGGGAAAUUGGAACAUCAACAAGAAUAUUUUUAAAUUAUUAAAUACAAGUGUAAUUAAGUUACUAGGAUGAAGUUGCUGUGUGAAACUAGUGUAAUUCGAAGCUCUAAUCGUGAAAUCAAAGGACGGUUCCUCAAAUCAACGCUGGCAAUUGGUAAAAAAGAUGAAAAAUCGAAAUUGUGUAUAAUUCUCAUAACAUCCAGUAACAAGUCAGGAAUUAAAUAUGACUUGACAAAUAAUCUAGCUGGAAUAUUCAGGAAGUUUAUAGACGAAGGAAAGUGCACAAUAUCUUUUGUACUUCCAGAAGUGGAUCUUCAGAUUAAGGCUGACUCGAUUCAACUAAAAGCUUUCUUAAAUAUCAUGAAGAAUGAGUUAUGUCCAACAAAAGAUGGUCCGAAUAAAGAGCUUGGAAGGAAUGACAAUAAAUUAAUUAGAGCAUUUGGAAGUACCAACAAAAUGAUAGCAGAUGAAGUCACGAAGCUUAAUAUCACUAAAAGAUCAGAAUUUCCAACGAAAGGUUUACCAAGAACAUUAAAGGAAUUGCAUAUUACAGGUGUUGGAUGUCUGCAAAUGCCGAUAGGGAUAUUAAACUUGUCUAAAUUAACUCAUCUUGAUUUGACUAGUAACAAGAUUGAAAAGCUUCAUAAAGCUGUAGGGAAUCUCAGUAUAAAUCAAUUGAUAUUGACGGAUAAUCUAUUCGGAAAAUCAACAAGCUUAAAAGAUUGGGAAUGGCUGAAUGGACGAAAUAUCCAAUUAUCCCUUCAUACAUUAAUUAUGUCAAGGAAUAAACUUAAAAUGGCACCAGUUUCAGUAGCUAAAUGUGAAAAUCUGGUUUGCCUUGAUCUUAGUUUUAAUGAAUUAUCGGCAGUUCCGUUUUCGAUAAAGCAAUUGAGGCAUUUAAAAACACUUAAUUUAAGUAAUAAUGAAUUGAAAUCCUUACCUUGUACGAUGAGAAGCCUUUAUUUAGACCUUAUUGAUCUCAGCACUAAUCAGUUCCAUUCAUACACUCAAUCACUUGAAUUAUCACAAAAUUCACUAGCUAGUAUCACAACACUAAACUUUAAAUUCCCAACUUUAUUUGAAUUAUCAUCACGUUGUGUGAUGAGACAACAGAUGCCAUUUAUGUCCUUAAAUAUACCACACAUAAUUAAAGAAAUUUUAUAUCACUCUCCAAAUUGUUCGAAAUGUGGAUCACUGUGUUUUGAUAGAACAAUCUAUAAAAAUAUUAAUAUUGUGUCACUGAAUGCUAAAGCACGCAUCACUACCGAUAACUCUAAUUAUUUUCUAGUUGAUGGACCAUUAUGUAAAAUAAGCUGUUUAAAUUCAAAAUAAAACUCAAAACUUGAUUAGCAAUUUUUUUUUAUAA